This is a messenger RNA of Cornus florida, 708 nucleotides long. Its product is annotated as agamous-like MADS-box protein AGL62. Lineage: Eukaryota; Viridiplantae; Streptophyta; Magnoliopsida; Cornales; Cornaceae. Gene Ontology annotation, molecular function: RNA polymerase II cis-regulatory region sequence-specific DNA binding; DNA-binding transcription factor activity, RNA polymerase II-specific; protein dimerization activity. The coding region runs from base 1 to 708 and encodes 235 amino acids. The record is from RefSeq and is a predicted model, not a curated record. Gene Ontology annotation, biological process: positive regulation of transcription by RNA polymerase II. The transcript has a single exon.
AUGGAGAACAAGGCGAAGAGACACAGCAAGGGUCGACAAAAGAUCGAGAUGAAGAUAAUAGAUAACAAAAGCAACCGACACGUGACCUUCUCGAAGCGCCGGAAAGGUCUCGUCAAGAAGGCGGGUGAACUGAGUGUCCUGUGUGGUGCGGAGGUUGCCCUUGUAGUCCUGUCACCUGCCAAAAAGAUCUACACCUUCGGCAGCCCAUCCCCCGACACAGUCGUCGAUCGCUUCCUCACCCAAUACCCUAACCCUAAUUCUUCCACUCUAGUGUCACCACAUGAUCCACAUGAUCAUGAUGAUAAUAAGCUCCGAGUGCAACAACUUAGCAAGAACAAUUAUUUGGAGGCUUUGGGUGACUUACAAGCCAAGUCGGAACAAAGAAAACCGAGUGGAACCGGGUAUUGGUGGGACGACCCCAUUCAAGAAUUAGGGUUAGAGGAGCUUGAGCAUUUUAUUGCUUCGUUGGAAGUGUUGAAGAAGAAUGUGGUGACUCGAGCUGAUCAGAUGGCUCGAGCGGAUCAGAUGGCAGCGGAUCAGAUGAAGAAUAAUUUGAUUAUAAAUCAGGCGGCGGAUCAGAUGAAAAUGGAGAGGGCUACUUUUGAGGCUUUUGAGGCUUUUGAUCCAAAUCUGCUGCCGAUGAGAGGCACUGGUUUUGGUUUUGGUUUUGGUAAUGAUUUUGGUAAUUUUGAUUUGAGUUAUUAUUAG